This is a messenger RNA of Anarrhichthys ocellatus (wolf-eel), 5158 nucleotides long. RefSeq names its product protein Dok-7. NCBI's taxonomy places the organism in Eukaryota, Metazoa, Chordata, Actinopteri, Perciformes, Anarhichadidae. The transcript has 13 exons. The record is from RefSeq and is a predicted model, not a curated record. Gene Ontology annotation, molecular function: protein kinase binding. Gene Ontology annotation, biological process: positive regulation of protein tyrosine kinase activity; neuromuscular junction development. Bases 132 to 2798 code for a protein of 888 amino acids.
GGGGGCGAGUUUGCGGCCCACACACACACACACACACACACAGAGAGAGAGAGAGAGAGAGAGAGACUAUUUUGAAAGUGACCCUCUCAUUCAGGCAGCGACUGUGCAGCUGUCAGGAACCAUGACUGAAGAUGACGGAUUCUGUUGUCGUGGAGGGAUAUGCCAGACUCCGAGAUGGAAAAAAGUGGAAAACUAGGUGGCUCGUUCUUCGCAAGCCGUCGCCUGUAGCAGACUGCCUCGUGCUGCUGGUUUUUAAAGACAAGUCCGACAAAGCGCAGGGCAACAAGGAGAGGGCCAGCGUCACGUUGGAGGAGAUCUGCGGCGUGGAAGCGGGACAGUGGUAUGAAGGUGUGGCUUUUACUCUGGCCAUCCUUUGCCUGAACCAGGCUGCUCUACUGGGCUUCGACAGCAAGGAGGCCCUGCAGGCGUGGGACGCCCGCCUACGGUACAGCCUCGGCGAAGUUCAUAGAUUCAGUGUUGGAGUCUUACCAGGGACCAAGUUGGAGAGUGGACCUGCAACUCUUCAUCUGUGCAACAACUUAUUGGUUCUCGCCAGGGACGUCCCUCCUGUUAUUAUUGGCCACUGGAACCUUCCAGACCUGCGCAGAUAUGGGCCUGUACCCAAUGGAUUUGUGUUCGAGGGAGGAUCAAGAUGCGGUUAUUGGGCCGGUGUUUUCUUGCUCGCAUCUGCUGAGAGCGAGCAGAUCAGCUUUCUAUUCGACUGCAUCGUCAGAGGCAUCUCCCCCACCAGAAGCCCGUUUGGACUGCGGCCAGUUUUGCCAGACCCCAGUGCCAGUCAGACGAAUUCGGAGGAGAGGUUGAACCACGAGGCCCAGGAGCUGGAGAAACGACUGAGCAUGCUCUCUCACAGGAGCAGCACAGUCUCGUCCUCAUUCUGCCCGUCUGCUGGGGGAGACGACCGCAGCAUAUCUGGCUCCUCAGACACGUCCGACACCAGCCAAUCGGACUGCAGUAUUGGCAGCCGAAUGGCCGUUUGGACUGAGCCGGCCUCCAACCCAUCCGACGGCAUCGGCAAUGUGGGAGCUAAAGCGGCUUUACAGAGCAUCGAGAAGCUUUCCGUCAACCAGGGAGGUGGAAACCGGCUUGUUGCCAAACCCCCCCGGCAGCUCCAGGAGAUCGGCCGUCAGAGCUCGUCUGACAGCGGCAUCGCCACCGGCAGCCAUUCCUCUUACUCUGGAAGUUUCUCCUCCUAUACAGGCAGCCUGGAUAUCACCACCGGGGAGGACUUUGGGUCAGUGUUCAGCUUGCCUCCCCACUUGGCUCAAGACCUGAGCCCUUGUAUUUGCGCCACUGUCCCUGGACAUGAAUACCAAGUACCAACAUCACUUAGGUAUCUCUAUGACAGCCCCAAAAGUCUGUUACAGGAGGGAAGUGGGGAUGGUAAAUACAAUGAACCCUCCGCCUCAACAAAGGACAGUCCUGCCUCUUUAGGCCUCACAGACUCUGCACAGGAGGAUAAAAGCAGCGCCGCGACCUCCGACGGGCACUCAGAAACUACUGAAAGACCGUCAAUGAGUGAACACUUACAAAUCCCCUCAGAGGAGAGAAAGAAAGCUCUCUGCAGCUCUCUCACAUCUGUCUCCAAAACCCUUUUGACUAUCUGCUUAGUUUGUGGUGGAUUUAAGGGCACCCCGUGCAUCCCUGCAAGUGGCUCGGCGAUACCUGCCAUACCAGAACAUCACAUUUUCAAUCCAGCAGAUGAAAGUGUUGACAAAUCAUCACGCAGACCCUGCACCGCCAGUAAAUACUAUAUUGCAGUGAGGAACGUUCUGGAGAAACCCUGUGCCUCGCCUGGGUCUGGAAACAGCCACAGCUUAGAGAAGCCAACAGUGAGGAGAAGGGAGGGUUCACCGCUGCCAAAGAAAGGAAGAGAGAAAUUAGCUAAUCUCCUAGCUGAUCUGCUAGGCUUUCCAAAUGCAGACAGGCAGCUUGAGGCAAAGACUAACAGACUGAACCUUUAUGAGUCAAUGAGCCCUAGUUUUGGAAAUGAGCUCAAAUCUGCACCAACUGGCACCCGUGUACCAUUUCAAGACUCAGAGCAAGACAAAAGAGCUGCCAUUUAUGAAAACUGUUUAAAGUGUCGAGGGGAGCACUGCCACCCUCCUCCACCUGCCGGAAUGAACCGCAACAGGAACGUUUCCCCUUCGCGAACCUUUCCGACCGGGCUGCACCUAAAGAAAAGCCGAGAACAUGAAGCGGCCGUUCACGAGGAACCGCUCGAUCGAGCUCCCGGUGAUGGAUCUCGGAGUGUGGUCGCGCAGUGUCGGUACGAAGAGAUGAAUGGUCCAACAGUGACCGGUGAAGACAAAAGGCUUAAAAGUAAAGAGGAAAGACGCAGAGCUGAUUAUGAGAUCAUGGAGAGUCGGGCGCCGGAGAGAAACUCAGAGCAGGCAGAAGAAAAAAGCAAGUAUGAGCUGAUGGGCAGCUGUGGUCAGCAGAGGUUCCUUCAAGAGACUCAAGGGGCAGCGUUCGUUUCCCCCGCAGAGGCACCGCUCCCCGAAAGGACUCGCAGUGAAGGUGUGACGUAUGUGAAUAUUCCUGUUAGUCCCACAUCCAAGAAGCAGCUCAACUACAUGGAGCUGGAGCUACAGGAGCCAGGUCCUGGUCCCCGAGGGACUGCCGCACAUCUCCCGCUUCAGAGAAAGAGCUCCACCAAGUACGCGCAGAUCGACAUCACCGCUACAGAGACGGCCCACAAAGUCGGCACGCUGCACGCCCUGGGACGACAGGAGGGCCUGCACACUCUGGAGCUGAGGAGAAAGGGGAUGCCACAUUGAUUUCUUCAUCACUGAACUGUUCUUCUCAGCAGCUUGGUUUUUUUUUUGCCCAGGAACCGUCUCUCUAAGAAGGUUCUCAGUUGAGACCGUUCUAAAAGAUCCUCUGCUGCAGGUUGCACCAACUGGUCUUUACUGAGCCUGGUCCUAACUGCCAAGUCUGUCUUUAUUAAGACCAGCCUUUAGAAUGGACUGGACUGGACGGGACUAUUUGCGGCAAUGCUAUUCUAGAGGAUUGGAGAAAAGGAAAUCUCAUGGACAUUGAGAUGCAACAGUUAAUAGAGCUGUAACAGUUAAACAUCUUAGUCAUUCUGUAUUGAAACUAAACGAUCAGGCAUAAAUCACACCACUGUAUCUUAUUGUCCACACACAAGUAUAAGCCAACUCAAAUAUAUCAAACUCCGAAGGCCCGACUGUCUUCAUCGGUUGUAGAAAACCAGGAUGUCAUCAAACAGCAGAACAGAGUGUCAACAGUUCUCAGUAAUAUAUUCUAAUACUGUGCGUAUAUCAUUUAGUUUAGGCUACAUAGCCUAUUGUUUGUGUUUGAAAUUGCUUCAUUGAACGACUCUCUGUGCGUCAGAGUGGCCACACACACUCCAUCUUCGCCAGUCACCUCACCCAGCACAUCUUCACCACCUUCCUCAAAUAUAGCAGUAAGUUUCACCAUAUUUAAAGGAAUAAUUAAUGAGCUCCUGACUAGGUGUAAGAUUUACACCCGGUCUUAGCAAGGAGGAGGCUUAAGCCUAGACUAGACUAACCAUUAGAUCAAGCUUAGAAAACCAAGUUAUGACCAAAUUGGCUUAAGACCAGAAGUAACCACUGUUGGUACAACCGGCCCACGAUGGAGGAAUUUGUUCUCUCUUCUCGUCAUGGAAGUUACUUCGCCCAGUCUACACAUAUAGUCUCUACACAACCCUUUACCAGUUCUCUUAGAUUCAGACUUGCCUCUGUAAUCACAACACAACUUGAAGAUGGAGCAACGUUUCAAUCUGGGUCUUCUUAGCGGACUCAGGCAUCUCAUUAAAUGGCAUUAUUUCAGAGCCUCAGGCUAACUUGGAGGAAGAUGUGCGAGUUGUGAGCUGAGUCAUCGGCCCCAAUAACUCCCCACAGCUCUUCCGGGCAAUCCCCAAUAACACGCAGUAUGCUGUUUUUUUUUCCUUGUUUGGGAGAACGAGAUGAAGCAGAGAUCGUGUUUAUUCUCUCAAGGAGUUCAUAGUCAUUUUCUCAGUGACAUUAGUAAUUCCACAUGUAGUUGCACAAAAUACACUUUUUUUUGUAUAUUUAGGAAAAUAUUUCAUCCAGUCUUCAGAAUGAAAAUGUCAGACUGUUAAAACAAUGUAAGUAAAUACAGGAUAGUCAAUGCUGCAUAAUACUUCCACCUGAUGCAUUGUGACGUUUUGCGCGGGUGUAAAGAGUGGAUUGUGGUUUAUGACGAACAUAAUCUCUAUAUUAAUAAUGCAAAGCAGAGAGGAUGUCGAUGGUGAAUGGAUCUUCUUAAUCUCACUGUAACAAAUCUAUCCCAGAUUUCACUGCCUGGCACUCACGGCCAUCAUUUUUUCAAAAUUAUGUGUUUUUGAAGUUUUUUUUACUCACUGAUGUGGUUACAUGCUUUUUAUCAUCAGUCCUAAGUGUGUGUGUGUGUGUGUGCACAUAAUAACUUUUAGUUUCAAUAAAAAUGCUGGAGUGUUUUGAACAGCUACUUUAGUCAAUGUAUUGUUUUAGUCUCAUACUCUACUAGCGUUAUGCUUUAUUUUAAUAUCUGUAAAUACAUUUUCUUUCCAUUUAGAUGAUCUGGAUUGUUAUAAAAUAUACAUGUAAAGACUUUAUGGAUGUACAGAAAUUAUGUAUGGGAAGAGUUCAAGUAAUGCCAUUUUUCUUGUAAAUUAUUUAUAACUACUGCUUUGAUGUGAAUGUUCAGUUUUUCUAGAGCUACACUAGAUCAUAUAUGGGACUUUUCCCCCAUAUACACUUGUUAACAUUAUAUGAAGCAUUUUUUGAUUAUUUUCAUUCAGCACUACUAGCAUUUGAAUGAGUAUGAAGGUACUUGGCGCUGACCACAUUUUAGCAACAUUUUGAACCUUGGAAUAAUUAUUGAUUUUUGUAUUGUUAGUAAAUUAUUAUGAAAUUGAAGGUGAUUUACUUAGAAAAGCUAACACAAAUUGAUUACAUUUGCUGUUAAAUUAUGCAUUAUAAAACUUAAGUGAAAAAUAAUAAAUGUAUUGAAUUUGCUAAUAAUUCAAGUCAUCAGUUUUAUUUAUAUUCAUACAGCCCAGUAUCACAAAUCACCUCCCAGUCUGUCUUUACAUGAUUGAAUUAUUCUUUGGACUUUUAGAAAGAACCAUUAAAUAAAUGUAAACUGCAUU